GGGGGGAGAGUUCGAAGUAGGGAACUUGGAACGGCCGGGCUGUGGACCCCGCGCGGACCGAGAGGGAGCACCAGCGGAAUCGCCGGGGUGGAGGGAGGACGCGGUGGAGGGAUGCGCCCGGGCGGGAGGAGCAGCCUCCCCGAAAGCCCCAGGCACACUGAGCGACCAGACCUGCGGGUCGAGGAGGGAUAGGUUGAGCCUGGGCUUCUCUCGAAGGCGGCGGGGCGGGGCGGGAGGUAGCUCCAGGUGUGAGGCCAGGGAAUGAGAGGGGUCCCCAGGAGAAGGGAAGCGGCAGAACAGCUGCAGAAAGUGCAGGGAGCGGGAAGAUUACUGGGGUAGCAGCUUCCCACCGCCUCCAGCAGGGGGAGGAGCAACAGCUGCCGAAUUCUCCAACUAGAGAAGGGGGAGGCGGAGCUUGGGUCCCUGUAGCAGCCGAAGGCGCAGCCUGGACUGUAGUUUCCCGGGAGAGACGAGAGCAGGAGGAGUGGAGCGGAGCUCAGUCCUCGGAGCAUCAGCUCCCGCAUCCCGCCAGGGGUUGCAGGUGUGUGGGAGGCUUGAAACUAUUCCAAUAUGGCUUUCCUUGGACUCUUCUCUUUGCUGGUUCUGCAAAGUUUGGCUUUAGGGACCACAUUCCCUGAUGAAACCAUUGCUGAGUUGUCAGUGAAUAUGUAUAACCAUCUCCGAGCCACUGGGGAAGAUGAAAAUAUUCUUUUCUCUCCACUGAGUGUCACCCUUGCAAUGGGAGUGAUGGAACUUGGGGCCCAAGGGUCUACCCUGAAAGAAAUCCGUCAUUCAAUGGGAUAUGACAGACUGAAAAAUGGUUUGUUGAAAGACUUGGUAUCCCCAAGAGAUUUUGAUGCCGUCACUCAUCUGGCCCUCAUCAAUGCUGUCUAUUUCAAGGGAAACUGGAAGUCACAAUUUAGACCUGAAAAUACUAGAACCUUUUCCUUCACUAAAGAUGAUGAAAGUGAAGUCCAAAUUCCAAUGAUGUAUCAACAAGGAGAAUUUUAUUAUGGGGAAUUUAGUGAUGGCUCCAAUGAAGCUGGGGGUAUCUACCAAGUCCUAGAAAUACCAUAUGAGGGAGAUGGGAUAAGUAUGAUGCUGGUCUUGUCCAGGCAGGAAGUUCCACUGGCCACUCUGGAGCCAUUGGUCAAAGCACAGCUGAUUGAAGAAUGGGCAAACUCUGUGAAGAAGCAAAAAGUGGAAGUGUACCUGCCCAGGUUCUCUUCUGUAUCUUUAGAUAUGCUUUCCUUUUUUUGUCUUAAUAUUAUUUAUUUGGGCAGUCUUUCUUCUUCAUGCAUCUUGUUAAAAAUUUGUCCAUUUCAUUAUAGCUCUCUGGGAAGAACGCUUAGCAUCCUUGCCUUCUUGACCUUUCUGCCCCAGUUCCCCAUCACCAUUUUGUAUAACAAAGAGAUUUUUCUCUCCAAAGCAAUUCACAAGUCCUUCCUAGAGGUUAAUGAAGAAGGCUCUGAAGCGGCUGCCACCUCAGGAAUGAUUGCAAUUAGUAGGAUGGCUGUGCUCUAUCCUCAAGUUAUUGUCGACCAUCCAUUUUUCUUUCUUAUCAGGAAUAGGAGAACAGGUACAAUCCUAUUCAUGGGACGAGUCAUGCACCCUGAAACAAUGAAUACAAGUGGACAUGAUUUUGAGGAACUUUAAAUCAUUUCAUUUGAAUGACAAGGAAAAUAGUAACUAAGCACAUUAUGUUUGCAACUGGUAUAUAUUUCAGAUUUGUGUUUUACAGUGUAUGUCAAGAUAAUAUUUAAAAUAGCUCCAGAUAAAAACAAUGUAUGUAAAUUAUAAGCCAACUUGUCGAUGAAUGUCAUCAGUGUUAUUGAGAUAGUGGUCCUGUCAUGUCAUUGUGUUUGUUGUGCUGGUAUUUAAAAUAAAAGUACAUAUUGAACAUGUGAA
Hipposideros armiger (great roundleaf bat) is the source of this 1908-nucleotide messenger RNA. It is a transcript of the gene SERPINI1, whose product is annotated as serpin family I member 1. Lineage: Eukaryota; Metazoa; Chordata; Mammalia; Chiroptera; Hipposideridae. Bases 571 to 1656 code for a protein of 361 amino acids. Gene Ontology annotation, biological process: negative regulation of endopeptidase activity. The transcript has 8 exons. The record is from RefSeq and is a predicted model, not a curated record. Gene Ontology annotation, molecular function: serine-type endopeptidase inhibitor activity.